Aspergillus steynii IBT 23096 is the source of this 687-nucleotide messenger RNA. RefSeq lists its product as uncharacterized. Lineage: Eukaryota; Fungi; Ascomycota; Eurotiomycetes; Eurotiales; Aspergillaceae. The coding region runs from base 15 to 329 and encodes 104 amino acids. The record is from RefSeq and is a predicted model, not a curated record. The transcript has 3 exons.
AACCGAAGACCUACAUGUCCAAUGGACAAGUUCUUGGAAGCCCACCGUUUUCCGUCCGCCUCAGUCGCUUCUUCGAGAGCGUCUAUCUCUUUCUAGGCCUCUAUCUCGUUAGCUUCUUUUCGGUCGACCCUUACAGCGCUGCUGAAAACUCCAGAUUUAACAUUACUCGUCCCGGAAACAAACCCAACACUCGAUCGCGAUGGGGCGGAAGUAGUGGCUUUGGAGGAGGUGGUGGCGGCGGAGGCGGCGGUGGACCUGGUGGAUUCGGGCCUCGCAAGAUCGGACGGGUGGAUGAUAUUCGAGGCCCAGAGUGCAAGAGCUGUCAAUGAGAAGGGGGUGAUGGUGAUGUGCUACGACCCUCCGCGAGAUUGGGCGUUUGUUGUGGCGCUGUGGCUGGGUUAUUAUUAGGACCGGAAUUGAAUAUAUUCUACGCAUGGUGCCGGAUGGACGUUUCCUGUAAGCCCUGUAUCUGGAACUGAGACAGUCGAGAUUGGGUAUUGGCUGUCUGGACUUUGGACCCUCAGACCUUGGGGUUGACCCUGGGGUUUGGGUUGGAGAUGCAGUGGGAUAGCAUCGUCAAGGGGUAUGCGGGAAAACACAUCCCACGGCACUUGAUUGGGUGGGCUGCAUCCUUACUUAUCACACCGUUCUGGUUAGAUUCUGGGACGAUCGCAACAUGUCUGGUCG